Messenger RNA from Mytilus trossulus (common blue mussel), 840 nucleotides. RefSeq lists its product as uncharacterized. Bases 82 to 762 code for a protein of 226 amino acids. NCBI's taxonomy places the organism in Eukaryota, Metazoa, Mollusca, Bivalvia, Mytilida, Mytilidae. The transcript is spliced from 3 exons. The record is from RefSeq and is a predicted model, not a curated record.
UCCAUUUCGUACCAGUUAAAGAAUAAUAAGGAUCGUCUGACAAAGAUUAUAUUUAUACAAGAACCUUUUAACUUUCGAUAAAUGGCCUCUUCUUUGAACUCGUCAGAUAAAACGAAAGUGGAUAAGCAAUCGUUGCACAACGAAACGACGGCUGAAAAUUCUGUGUCACAAGAAGGCGAUAAAGAACAGUUAAGUGAUGAUAAUCUUCUACCACCAAUUGAACCGGAAGAUGAUUCUGUACGAAACGAAAGCAGUCCGUGUACUGUUCUUCUGAACGCUUUAGCGAACUGUAGACCUGCAGCUGUACCACUAUAUAUGAAAUACCUCGUUAUCGGUUUCAUUGUAGUUGUGAUAUUGAUAAUAGCGACGGUCUGUAUCACAAUUUCAAUUGUUAAAAAGCCUUGUCAGGAAAGGCCCUUACCUGAAGCGAUUCGGAGAGGAUCAGUUGUCGAAGACCUACAUAUUCUUUUAUCAAUUUGGGACGACAAAAUGGACAAGUUGAAUAUAACUUUUUUUGGAAAGAAUGAUCAUAUACUAAUCUACCAGAUUAACUAUCAAGGAAAUGGCGCCAGGAACCAAAUAGUACUGUGUCAACAAGGAGAAUCAGCCUUCAGUAUUUCGUGCGGUGAAGAGAAAACUAAUGCAUGUGUACCUGUCCCUGAAUAUCCGAACAAGAAUCCGGAAACAUUUCCUAAACAUUUUAACUACGUCAUCGAUAGGCAAUGCAUUGGAAAGAAGGCAGAUUUAAGAUGGAAAACAUAAAAACAAAACAACAUUUUACCAGGUCGAUAGCAAAAGAGUCGAUAGUAAAAGAUGCUUCGUUGAUAUUUGUAAGUGUUA